Molecule: messenger RNA, 3690 nt
Organism: Halichondria panicea
Lineage: Eukaryota; Metazoa; Porifera; Demospongiae; Suberitida; Halichondriidae
Product: delphilin-like
Exons: 22
Coding region: 2-3400 (1132 amino acids)
Molecular function (GO): protein binding
Source: RefSeq, a predicted model, not a curated record
CAUGCACCACAUUUGUACAGACAAGAUGGGGACAAACGAAGGUUGGCCUGAGGCGUUCGGUUUCUCCAUCAGCGGAGGGUCUCCAGUGGUUAUUAGCGAGGUGGAGGAGGGAGGCUCGGCUCAGCAGGCAGGGUUGCAACCAGGGGACGCUCUCAUCGAGCUGGAUGGUGUGUGUGUGGAGGAGUGGUCCAGGAUUGAGGUGGUGGACCAUGCUCGAUGUGCCAGCAAGGUACCGCCCAGUCUGGUGGUCAUGUCACGCGUACGACAGUUCUCCAUACCACGUGAUGAGGAGGGUGGGUAUGGGCUCACCUUCAGGGGGAGUUCCCCUGUAUUCGUACGCUCUGUUGACUACCCCAGCUCAGCUAGGACGGCAGGAGUCAGGUCAGGUGACCUCCUGCUUGAGGUCAACUGGGAGAAUGUCAGGUUUUGUUCUAAGUCUCAAGUACUGGAGCGUGUCAAGAGUAGUGGGCGUGUCCUACACUUGAUGGUGGUGGCGGGAGGACUGGGAACAACCCCACGCUCACCACUACAUUCUGCUGACAUCAGCACCUUCAUGGGGGCUAGAGCAGUGGGCGGGGCUGACAAGAAGACGCUGGAAAUGAGGACGAAUAAAGCAAAAAUCUUCCACAGCAAGGUCAACUAUUAUCUGAUGGACGAUGAUCAGAAGAAGACUCAUCUCCUCACUCUGUUGCGCCUCUACUCUAAGGACAGGGACAUUGACAGUCUAGGACACUCCCUCGACGUGCUACUAGACACACCCAUUCAGAGGAGACUCCUCCCACAUAUCAGGUCUUUCGUUCUCUCUUCUCAUCACAAACGUUUUGAUGUGCUCAUGUCCUAUUCUCCUGACCGUGCUGCCCCCUCUAGUCGUCGUGGGUCAUAUGACCUUGGCUCCUACCACUCCAGACCAUUGUCCAUGACAAGGAGUUCACCUUGGAGGUCAAGUUUACCCAACCUAGCAACGGGAGGAGAAAGAGUGGUGUGUGUGGAUCGUGGUGGCGGUGGGUUUGGUUUCACCCUCAGUGGUAACUGUCCUGUGUUUAUACGCUCGGUGGACCCAGGGGGUGCGGCGUCAAGAGUGGGACUCCGCCCAGGAGACAGAAUACUUAAACUAAACGGACUCGACAUAAGAAAUUCCACCCAUUCUCAUGUUGUGCGUCUCUUGAGAGGAAGUGGGACACGCCCAACUCUUGUCGUAGCAUCGCUAGAGUCACUGGAGGGGUCAGUAAGGUCAACGGCUCCUCACCCCAGAGGUGGUGGUGGUGUCAGAAAGAACACGGAAGCUUUCAAAGACAAGAUGGAGCAAGUUUUGGGAGAAGAUGAUCGUCAAAGUGUGAUCGAAACUCUCGGGAAAUUCUCCAAAGAUCAGAACCUACAAGACCUGGUGGAGGGGUUGGGAGAUGUGCUCAAUGAUCGUAAUAAAGUCGUCCUCUUCCACUAUAUUUGUCAGCUCUUACCGGGAGAAGCGCAGAAUGAAUUUGACAGAAUUGCAGCUGGCAUGCUAACAGGAGGAGGUACCUCUAAAGCAUCUAAGGAGCGGCAUGCACUAAUUAGAGGGGCAAUGGGGACUAACGGGGCAUCACAUGAUCUUCUACACAUGUCACAUGAUGGGGAACUGCAAGACACGUUCAUUGGAAGUGGUAAAGGAACGACUAAGAGUUCCAGUUUAACUAUCGGCAGUCCUGGAUCCAGAGUUGUUCAGCAGCUGAGAAAGGAGAAGAAAGACCCUCAAGGAGCUGACAAAUCUUCAUCGUCCAAUGGGAUGCCAAAUACUUCUGUCUAUUCCACUCCAGGGGGCACACCACUCCCACCUAAUCCACCCCCCACACCUCACAUUGGAGUGGGCGGGAUCCCCAUACCCCCUCCACCACCGCCCACACUCCCUGGCGGACACGGGCAGACAAACAAACUCAAAAGGGUUAACUGGGAAAAGGUGCAGGGCACAGAAGGCACGAUAUGGAGUGAGUUGAGUGGUUUGGAGGAUGCUUUGGAGUACUUUGAGUUGGAGAAACAGUUUGCUAGUGGUAAGCCAAAGGUGACCAGUGGACAGGGCAAGAAGAAACAACCCACCGUUCUGGACCCAAGGAAAGCUUACAAUAUCUCUAUAUUGCUGGGACAUCUGAAACUUCCUUUCGACAAGAUCAAAGAGGCUGUUCUGAAGUGUGACGAGAGUGUGUUAUCAGAGCAACACCUGAGGCAGCUCGAGGCAUUCGCUCCUGACAAGACAGAGUGUUUGGGUUUCACCCGUUACUAUGACAACCCAGAGGUCCUCAGCAUACCAGACAGGUUCUCGUGUGAGAUGAGCACCAUUCCAUGUUAUCAGGAGCGAGUCAAAGCAAUGGUCUUCAAACUACAUUUCAUAGACAAAGUGGAGGAGAUAAAACCUGACCUGGAAGCCAUCAGCAUCGCUGCAAUACAACUUCAGUCCAGCAAACAUCUCAAGAAAGUAUUGGAGAUCGUACUUGCUGUGGGAAACUACAUGAACGCUGGUAACCAUCGAGUGGGUGGGGCCAGCGGAUUCAAGAUCAGCUACCUUGCCCAGCUCAAGGACCUCCGUACAACUGACAAUAAGUCGUCUCUGGUGCACUUUGUGGCCGGGACUGCUGAGAGGAAGUUUCCCGACACUCUUGAGUUUCCUAAUGACCUCAGCUUUAUACGCAAGGCUGCUAGAGUCUCUGGCCAGACGCUGGAGGUGGAGAUGAAUGAGCUGAGCCAGGGGUUAAAGGUCAUCCAACGAGACAUUCUAGAGAUCAGCUCAAGAGAGAAAAUGGAUGACGACCAUUUCGAAGAAACCAUGAAACCCUUCUUAGUGGAGGCGGAUAAGGAGAUGGACUCACUGCUCAAGCUCUACGGGAAGAUGAAGACAGAGUAUCAAGCAGCUGUGCGUUUCUUUGGAGAGGAUCCACUCAAGUUGAGGAUAGACGACUUCUUUGGAGCGUUUGCAACUUUUGUGGAUGAUUUUGAGAGGGCAGCCCAAGAGAACAAGGCGGAGCGGGAACGUGUUGUCCUGCUAGAGAGGAAGCUUCAAGAGAGAGCCACCGAGGUACCCGGCAAGAAGAGAGGGUCACUCUCUAAACUGUUUGGCAGAACUAAAGACAAAGAUGUUGACCUGAGGCACGAACUAGAAGCAAAGACACAACAAUCAAAGUCCAUCGAUUUUGCAGCACUUGAGAAAAAGAAAGAUGUCGAAUUAGUUGAACCAGAGCAGCAUGACUUUAGACAUUUAUUACGGCAAACCGAUCACUCUAAGCAACCCGCUGUACAGUCAGGGGCGUGGCCACAGCCGCCUGAAACCCGUCAGACAGGAUAUCGUCAGCCGAGUAUUGAUAAACUGAGAGACAAUGAAGAGCAAGUCUCAACAAACGGUAAACAAGACUACGACCAUGAAACUCUGUUCUAAAAUUAAUGUAUUAUUAGUAUUUUCAUCAAUAAUAUUAUAGCAAAUACAUGUAUUAUCUUGUUCCUUCCCGUGUACUUUACUCGUAUGGCUUGAUUCCAUGUACAGGUUAAUAAUACAUUUUGGUAUAAUUAUAAAGUGCAAACAACUUUCCUUCGAGCAAGUUACUGUAUGUACGUAUGGAGGGACUGACAACUGAUAAAAUGACAUUACAUUGAAAGAGAUUCUAGUGACUUGAAACGGAAAUGUACAUGUAUAUACAAUAAUGAUUAAAUACCUAAAAUGAAAAAAAA